CAGCGCGCUGGCGGCGGCGGCGGCGGCGGGUGUUGGGGGGCGGGGAAUAUCGGCUAAGGCGGCCGUGGCGGCUUAGGCAGUAGCGACAGGCUGUGGCGGCGGCUCCUGGUGCGACUCGGCGCGCGGCCAGCUCUCGAGUUUGGAACGGAACGCUCGGUGUCACGGUCCCCGCCCGGAAACUUCGCCGCGGAGCCGCGACCUCCUGGCCCGCGCGGCCCGGCAUGAAGCGGCGCUGAGGAGCUGCCGCCGCCGCCGCCGCCGCCGCCUCCGUCGCCGCCGCCGCCACAGGAGGAGCCGCAGCACCCUGGGCCACGCCGAUGACUACUGCAAACUGUGGCGCCCACGACGAGCUCGACUUCAAACUCGUCUUUGGCGAGGACGGGGCGCCGGCGCCGCCGCCCUCGGGCUCGCGGCCUGCAGAGCGAGAGCAAGAGCAGGAACAAGCAGGGGGAGUGGGAGAGGAAGAAGCAGGCUUCCCGCCAAGCAGGGAAUGUGGGACUCGAUCCCAGGACCCUGGGAUCACGACCCGAGCCGAAGGCAGACGCUUAACAACUGAGCCACCCAGGUGCCCAUAUCUUGAGCCAGAUGAUUGUGCAUCCAUUUACAUCUUUAAUGUAGAUCCACCUCCAUCUGCUUUAAACUCACCACUUUGCUUACCACAUCAUGGAUUACCGUCUCACUCUUCUGUUUUGUCACCAUCGUUUCAGCUCCAAGGUCACAAAAACUAUGAAGGAACUUGUGAGAUUCCUGAAUCUAAAUACAGCCCAUUAGGUGGUCCCAAAACUUUUGAGUGCCCAAGUAUUCAAAUUACAUCCAUCUCUCCUAACUGUCAUCAAGAAAUAGAUGCUCAUGAAGAUGACCUACACAUAAAUGACCCAGAAAGGGAGUAUUUGGAAAGGCCUUCUAGAGAUCAUCUCUAUCUUCCUCUUGAGCCAUCCUACCGGGAGUCUUCCCUUAGUCCUAGUCCUGCCAGCAGUAUAUCUUCUAGGAGCUGGUUCUCAGAUGCAUCUUCUUGUGAAUCUCUUUCACACAUUUAUGAUGAUGUGGAUUCGGAGUUGAACGAAGCUGCCGCCCGAUUUACUCUCGGAUCCCCUCUGACUUCUCCUGGUGGCUCGCCAGGAGGCUGCCCUGGGGAAGAGUCCUGGCAUCAACAAUAUGGACUUGGACACUCCUUGUCACCCAGGCAAUCUCCUUGCCACUCUCCUAGAUCUAGUGUCACUGAUGAGAAUUGGCUGAGCCCCAGGCCAGCCUCAGGGCCCUCAUCAAGGCCUACCUCCCCCUGUGGGAAACGCCGGCACUCCAGUGCUGAGGUUUGUUAUGCUGGGUCCCUUUCACCCCAUCACUCACCUGUUCCUUCUCCUGGUCACUCCCCCAGGGGAAGUGUAACAGAAGAUACCUGGCUUAAUGCUUCUGUCCAGGGGGGAUCAGGCCUUGGCCCUGCACUUUUUCCAUUUCAGUACUGUGUAGAGACUGAUAUCCCUCUGAAAACAAGGAAGACUUCUGAAGAUCAAGCCACUGUACUACCAGGAAAAUUAGAGCUCUGUUCAGAUGACCAAGGGAAUUUAUCACCAUCCCGGGAGACUUCGAUAGAUGAUGGCCUUGGAUCUCAGUAUCCUUUAAAGAAAGAUUCAUCUGGUGACCAGUUUCUUUCAGUUCCUUCACCUUUUACCUGGAGCAAACCAAAGCCUGGCCACACCCCAAUAUUUCGCACAUCUUCAUUACCUCCACUAGACUGGCCUUUACCAACUCAUUUUGGACAGUGUGAACUGAAAAUAGAAGUGCAACCUAAAACUCAUCAUCGAGCCCAUUAUGAAACUGAAGGUAGUCGAGGAGCAGUAAAAGCAUCUACUGGGGGACAUCCUGUUGUAAAGCUCCUGGGCUAUAGUGAAAAGCCGAUAAAUCUACAGAUGUUUAUUGGAACGGCAGAUGAUCGAUAUUUACGACCUCAUGCAUUUUACCAGGUGCAUCGAAUCACUGGGAAGACUGUUGCUACUGCAAGUCAAGAGAUAAUAAUUGCCAGCACAAAGGUUCUGGAAAUUCCCCUUCUUCCUGAAAACAAUAUGUCAGCCAGUAUUGACUGUGCAGGUAUUUUGAAACUCCGCAAUUCAGAUAUAGAACUUCGAAAAGGAGAAACUGAUAUUGGCAGAAAGAAUACUAGAGUACGACUUGUGUUCCGUGUGCACAUCCCACAGCCCAAUGGAAAAGUCCUUUCUCUGCAGACAGCUUCCAUACCUGUUGAGUGCUCUCAGCGGUCUGCUCAAGAACUUCCUCAUAUUGAGAAGUACAGUAUCAACAGUUGUUCUGUAAAUGGAGGUCAUGAAAUGGUUGUGACUGGAUCUAAUUUUCUUCCGGAAUCCAAAAUCAUUUUUCUUGAAAAAGGACAAGAUGGACGACCUCAGUGGGAGGUAGAAGGGAAAAUAAUCAGGGAAAAAUGUCAAGGGGCUCACAUUGUCCUUGAAGUUCCUCCAUAUCAUAACCCAGCAGUUACAGCUGCGGUGCAGGUGCACUUUUAUCUUUGCAAUGGCAAGAGGAAAAAAAGCCAGUCUCAACGUUUUACUUACACACCAGUUUUGAUGAAGCAAGAACACAAAGAAGAGGUUGACUUGUCUACAGUUCCAGCAUUGUCUGUGCCUCAUUCUGCCCAGACCCAGAGGCCUUCCUCAGACACAGGACACCCACAUGACAGUGUACUGUCAACACAGAGAAGCUUGGUUUGUCCCAUCCAGCAAACAUAUGCAUCCAUGGUAACUUCAUCUCACCUGCCACAGUUGCAGUGUAGGGAUGAAAGUGCUGGUAAAGAACAGCAUAUGAUAUCUUCUUCAGUCAUGCACCAGCCUUUUCAAGUCACAUCAACACCUCCUGUGGGGUCUUCCUAUCAGCCUAUGCAAACUAAUAUUGUGUACAACGGACCAACUUGUCUUCCAGUCAAUGCUGCCUCCAGUCAAGAUUUUGAUCCGGUUUUGUUUCCACAGGAUGCAGCUCUUCCUAGUUUAAUAAAUCUUGGCUGUCAACCACCGUCAUCCAUACCUUUUCAUUCUUCAAAUUCAAGCCCAACAGGACAUCUCUUAGCCCACACAUCUCAUUCGGUGCAGACCCUGCCUCACCUGCAGUCAAUGGGAUUCCAUUGUGCAAACACAGGACAAAGAUCUCUUUCUUCUCCAGGGGCUGACCAGGUCACAGGCCAGCCUUCCCCUCAGUUACAGCCCAUUACAUAUGGUCCUUCACAUUCAGGGUCUGCUACAACCACUUCCCCAGCAGUCUCUCAUACCCUGGCUAGUUCACCACUUUCUGGGCCACCAUCUCCUCAGCUACAGUCUAUGCCUUACCAAUCUCCUAGCUCAGGAACUGCCUCAUCACUGUCUCUAGCCACCAGAAUGCAUUCUGGACAGCACACAACUCAAGCACAAAAUACAGGCCAGGGAGGUCUUUCUGCACCUUCAUCCUUAAUAUGUCACAAUUUGUGUGAUCCAGCUUCAUUUCCACCGGAUGAGGCAACUGUGAACAUUAAGCCUGAACCUGAAGAGCAGGAACCUAACUUUUCAACAAUUGGUCUGCAAGACAUCACUUUAGAUGAUGACCAGUUUAUGUCUGACUUGGAACACCAGCCAUCAGGUUCAGCAGAGAAAUGGCCUAAUCACAGUGAGCUCUCAUGUCCAGCUCCUUUCUGGAGAAUCUAGAGGUGAACGAGAUAAUUGGGAGAGACAUGUCCCAGAUUUCUGUUUCCCAAGGAACAGGGGCGAGCAGGCAGGCUCCCCUCCCGGGUCCCGAUUCCCUGGAUAUAGGAAGAUCUGAUGGGCUCUGACAGUGCUCACUGCAGCCAUGUGUCCACCACCAUGUACUUCUCAGCAUGUUUCUCUCCUUGGACGUUGGGUUUCCAACUCUGUGGCCUUCAGGACUGGCACCAGGAGUUGGGAUCACUAUAUGUGGGGAAAGCAUUCCUGCACCUCAGGCCUUGGGUAGAUUUUGUAAAAGAACAGGAGCAGCAUAGACUGAGCUUUGGGGAAAUGAGCUUUGCUUUUUAUAUUUAAAUAGGAUACUUUUAUAUGAUGGGUGCUUUGAGUGUGAAUGCAGCAGGCUCUCCAUUUCAGAGGUGCUGCUUUUGCAAGUGACCUGGUUGCUUAGCUAUGAUUGGUGAUUUGUACUCCUUUAUGGUCAUUUGAAGGACUCUUUAGCUUUGAUGAUAUUUUUAAAGUAGGAACUUUUGAUAAAACCUUCCAGAGGCAAACAUGAAAGAAAAAAAAAAAAAAGUUAAGUCCACACCUAUGCCUCAGAAACUUAGCUUGUCCUAAAGCCUUUCAUAGAUUUAUAGGAAAUAAAGCCAAAUGUAGCUCAUACCUCUUUAUAAAAGUAAACUGUUAAAGUACGAAGAGACCAUUCCAAUCAUUAACGUGUUGGAAUAUAAAACAUUCCAGAGCAUAGCCUUUUUGUAACUUUCUAGGUAAUCUUCCUGCAGUCUCUCCAUACUGACUCCAUGUUGAAAUUGCUUUUUUCCCUCAGGGCCUUGGAUAAGAUAGCUCCAUGUAAGGUGACUUUGAAAGGUGGGUUUUUUAGCUUGGUAGCUUUAAUAUCCUGCCAUCCUGCAAACAAGUCAGCUGUGGAGUGCUUUUCCCUUUUGUGUCCUCUGGUCCCAGGCCUUUUCUAACUGGGAGUAUCUGCAUUUGGCUGUUCUGUAACCUUUGAAGUCACAGCCUCAUGAUGGUUUAGGCAAAUCUGCUGGUUCUAUCUCAUCUCUAGAGGCCAGGCUGUGUCAGAAGCUAAGCACAAAUGAGCUAUAUGCUUCAGAAGAGCAGAGAAAAUACAGGACUCCAGAAGGGAAGCUUUUAAGAUUCACAAGUGCAUGGAAGGUUUAUCCGUCAUUCUGUUUACAGCCUAAAAUGAUUCUGGCCUACCCUCGUACCAUCUGCAUGGCCUAAAAACCAUCCUUUUCCCCAAAAGGCUUUGAGGCAAACCCAAACAAGAGGUAGCAUCAUAGACCUGACCCUCCACACCAAAGAUGCCCCGGUGCUGCUGCUGGUGAGGCUGGUGCCCAGGGCAGGUGCCAGCAAGAAACUCCAGCCUGCUGUCUACCAAAGGAGGUGCCCCAGUUGGGUGCUUUUUCCAAACCCUGCCCUUCCACCUCCCUUUAAUGGGAUUAGUACCUAUUCCAAGGCUGGGCCCAUUUCAAAGCACCUGAAGUUUGCAGUGUGUUUCCAAUUGAAAUCAUGUAAUUUCAUUUAUUCAGGAAGGAAAUUUUUUGAGUGCCUAUAUGCGCGACAAUGUGCUGAGCUGGUCAAGGGCUGGAUGUUGUUACUCCAGGGGAUUAUGAGUCCUAGAUGCCAGGACUCUCUAUUGAGGCCAAGUAAGGCCCGGGCAGGGGGAGCUGGCUCAUUGCCUACCACCUCUAGUCAGCCAGGUAGGAGCUGUUGACCUCCUACAGCAUAAAGAAGUAUGGUCUUUUUUUCCCCCUUCAAACCAUGAUUUAUAUUUUUCCCCUAAACCUAGUUAGAGCAAGAUGUCUAUCCUUCAGCAAAUCACUCUGGUCCCUCCUGGAGCUGGGUGUUUUCCUGUUUUCUUUAAAAGUAAGUUUUGUGUCAGAGUGUGGAUAGUGAGAUUUGCUUCAGGGCCUGUAGUUGGCAGCCCACCGCUUCCUUUGGAGGGGGCUUCGAGAGGCGGCCCCUGACAGGAAGUUCCAGACAGCUGGCCGGACUUGCCUCCACCCUCUUGCCCCUGGGGUAGCUGCCUCAUAUGGGGUUCUUGCAAGAGUGCCCCUUGCAAGACCCUUUGGGGGUUGCUCUGCUGCCUUCAGGAAUAAAAGCCUCUAUGAUCCAGAGUUGCUAUGCACCAAAUUUUGAUGCCUUUUAAAUACCUUGAUGCCUGUAGCACUAGAAAUGCUUUCCUAUUUAAAAUAAAAGUUCAAUUUGAAAAGA
Messenger RNA from Mirounga angustirostris (Northern elephant seal), 5906 nucleotides. RefSeq names its product nuclear factor of activated T cells 3 (gene NFATC3). Gene Ontology annotation, biological process: calcineurin-NFAT signaling cascade; cytokine production; regulation of transcription by RNA polymerase II. The transcript is spliced from 12 exons. Gene Ontology annotation, cellular component: transcription regulator complex. The record is from RefSeq and is a predicted model, not a curated record. The coding region runs from base 318 to 3677 and encodes 1119 amino acids. NCBI's taxonomy places the organism in Eukaryota, Metazoa, Chordata, Mammalia, Carnivora, Phocidae. Gene Ontology annotation, molecular function: DNA-binding transcription factor activity, RNA polymerase II-specific; transcription factor binding; RNA polymerase II cis-regulatory region sequence-specific DNA binding.